Messenger RNA from Acanthochromis polyacanthus (spiny chromis), 6653 nucleotides. Its product is annotated as acyl-coenzyme A thioesterase 1-like. Gene Ontology annotation, molecular function: fatty acyl-CoA hydrolase activity. Bases 415 to 1671 code for a protein of 418 amino acids. The record is from RefSeq and is a predicted model, not a curated record. Lineage: Eukaryota; Metazoa; Chordata; Actinopteri; Pomacentridae. The transcript has 11 exons. Gene Ontology annotation, biological process: fatty acid metabolic process; acyl-CoA metabolic process.
UUUCUCUGUUUUUCUACACAGCAGAAGCUUUAAUUCAUCUAAAACGAGUUGUUUCAUUUGUUUAUCACCACAUUAAAGUCGACAAACAUCAGCAAAAUGUAACCAUUUGUUUUCAGCUGUUCCGAGGGUUUGACGUCACCUGAUCUACGUCACUCGUCUCACCUGUUGCUGUCGCUUCUUCUUCUUCACCUGCGAGCCGUCGCGCGCGCACACAGCCUCCGAGAAGCGCGCCCCCGGUUCACUGAGUAGCGCGCAUGUCAGGAGGAGGCGGAGACUCGAACGGAAACAACACCGGAGACUGACCGACAGUCGACGUAGAGACGGUACCGGAGCUCAGAAAAGUUGUGUUGAGUUUUCAUCUGUUCUGGGAUCAGCUGCACGUCAUUAGAAGAUACAAGAAGACGUUCACUGGUCAUGUCUCGGACUCCUCCGAUUGUCUCCGUCCUCCCCACUCGAGGUCUGGUGGACGAGAAGUUCAAGGUCCUUGUGGAGAAUCUGCCUCCAGGACGUCCGGUGACCGUUCGCUCCCUCCACCGCUCUGAGGAUGAUCACUACUGGGAGGCUUUCGGGUUCUACACGAGUGACCAUAGAGGAACCGUCAACGUAUCAAAAGAUCCGAGUGUUGGAGGCACGUACACUGGAAAAGAGCCAAUGGGUUUGUUGUGGAGCAUGUGUCCCGUCCCAGGCAGCCGCAAAGGCCUCAGGUUAAGAAAGCUGAACGUGUGCAGCCCCAUGCUGGUCAACAUCUCGGUCCACAGUGGACAUGAAGGCUUCAGGGAUCAAACUCCUCUGGCCUCGGUGCUGAUAGAGAGAUGGUACAUGGCUCCAGGUGUCAAGAGGAUUGAUGUCCGAGAGAGGGGACUGAAAGGGACUCUGUUUUUACCUCCAGGUCCAGGACCCUUCCCUGGGAUUCUGGACCUUUGGGGAGGUGGUGGAGGGCUGGUGGAGUAUCGCUCUGCUUUGCUGGCGUCUCACGGUUUCGCUACAAUGUCGCUGGACUAUUUGAGUUGCAGCCAAUCGGUAUUCACCUAUGGUGAGACUGCAUUUAAUUUCAUCAAGGACCAUCCUCAAGUGGUUGCAGACAGAAUUGGAGUUGUUGGGCUUUGCAUCGGCUCGCUUCUGGCACUCUACUUAGCAGCCGACAGCACUGUUGUCAAGCCUCGUUGUACUGUUUGCAUCAGCACCUACACCAUUUAUCCAACCGACAGGGUUCUCUCAGGGUCCUUUGAAGAACUUACCAUACUUUCUGACAAGAUAUCUGUGGACAAGAACAACAACGAGAUGUGGAGGGAUGUAGGUCUGGAAAUUAUGUCUGACUCAAGGAAAGUAAAUACGGGAAAAUUAACAACUCCACUGUUGCUGGUCUCCGGCUGUGAUGAUCAGAACUGGCCUUCAUUUGAGACGGCUGAAGAUAUAACUCAGACGAUGCGUGCAGCCGGGAAUGACCACCUGCUGAGCAGACUGGACUAUUCUGACACCGGACAUCUGAUCGAACCGCCUUUCUCACCUCAUUUCAGGUCGACUAAAUUUGUGACUAUAGAUAAAAGGAAAGUGAUGAUACUGUGGGGAGGUCUAACCAAACCUCACUCGGACGCUCAGGAGGAUUCCUGGAAGAAGAUCUUGAGUUUUCUGCAGCAGCAUCUGUGCAGCAGCCUCAACGCCAAGCUGUGAACGAUAAAAUGACCGUCACAAAUCUGACACACGAAGGAAAAUGUGAUGUUACCAACUGUUAACUUGGACCUUAAAUGUUUAGAAUUGCAGCCAUGAUUCUGUUUGAAGGACAUUUUACAACAAAUGUGGCUUUUUUAAAAAAUCAACUUAAGGAAGCUUUUCCUUUUUAAACAGUGUUAGUAACGCAGAAGGCUGCCAGUGUUUCAGUCACUGGAUGGGUCAAUGUAGGUACAAAGUCAUAAAAAAAUACUGAGCACAUGAUAACUUAACGUGAUAAAUUUAUGAGCAAAUACUUCCUAAUGUACUACAUAAACGUGAAUAUUCCCUGAGAUUAUAAAGUCAUAAAUUUGCAAGAAAAAACAUAAUUUUAAUUCUAGUCCUGAAAAGGAAACAGCGUUGUUCUUGCAGUUUGCUGAGAUUCACGUUAAAAUGUUUUUUCAGCAGUUAUGACGCUAACCACAAGUUUUUGUUCAUCACAAACUAGUGUGUUUUUUCUUGUAAAUAUAUCACUAUAUUCGAGAGAAUUUGUGAGGUAUUCUGUUGUAAAUCUGUUCCUCAAUCAAAGAAAAUUCACAAAUUUAUAAGUUAAAAACUCAACUGUCUGCAUCUGUGGUUUUAUGACGUUAAUUCAACUUAUGUUUUUCUGUGCUGACUUUUAGAGGCUUUCUUGUGAAGUUUUCAUUUUAAUCUCAAUGAAUACUGAAUUUUGUUUCUUUAUAGAUUUAUAUAAUUUUCUCAUCAAAUUACUACUCAAACCUGAAGCAAUAUUCAUUUUUUCAAUGGUGAAUUUAUGUCUUUAAUGGUAAAAAUCAUGAGUUUCUUCUCACAAUAUUACCUCCCUUUUGGCUGCCAAAAAACGCUUUCUCAUUUGACACUUCGAUCACGCCGCCAUAAUGUUUUUUCAAACUCUUUAAAAUUCACCCAAUACACACAGUGUUAGCUUCUGUAUUCAGCUAGCUAGUGAUCAUUAUCCUGACAGUAAAGCAGAGCCUUCAGAAGGUUCUUAAAACAGAAAGAGGUCAUGAACAUCAUUAAUUUGCAUUCACACAAACAUGCAGCUUAAAAUGUUAGUAAUGACUUUAUAUUAGAAACUUUUGCUCUAAAAAUGUGAUUCGACUUGUUAGCGUCAUCCAUUAGCAACAUAGAGCCAAAUCUGUUUGAAUUACCCUCAAAAUUCAAGAUACUGUAUCUCCCCACAAACACUGACUGCACCUGAUUCGAUGUUCCUGGAUUUCAAACCUGACAGACUUAGCUGGAAACUUUGUUGUCAACUAAAAUGUGUUCCUGAGUCUCUGCAGCGACUGAAUCUGUCUUCAUUUCAGGUCAACAACAGCUACUUGAUUAGUUUUGGAAGUUUUAAGAGACAGUGAGUGGUGCUGGACAGCCCUGGGGCCUCAUUUAUAAAGCUUGCGUAUGCACAAAACAGGGCUAGAAAGUGGCGUAAAUCACAACCUUUGCGUAGAAAGUGUUGUACGCUGUGUACAUUGUGAUUUCUACAAACAAACUUGGCGUGAGAAUGUGCGCACCGGUGCGCCAACUUUGAUGCUUGCUUACGCACAUUUUGGAGACAGAGGGAACGGCAGUGCCAGAGGGUGAAGUGGUGAAUUGAAACCAGAUUGAUCUCAAACCUUUAUUGUUAUCACAUAUUAGACUUGUAGAGCCGGAUAAACCCUCAUUGUUGUAGAUGUUCUUAUAGUGCGCCAUUCGGCCUACGACUGUAUUUGCAGAACUAUGUUCAUAUAUCAACAGGGGUGGAUUGAACGUUAUUUCCUUCGGUCGUUUGACCCAAGGGCUGGUCCACAUCUGGGCCGGUGCGCUACUCUUUAUUAAAUAAUUUUGUUUACUGAUCACCCAGUACCUGUAUAACUCAUUGGGUUAAGCAGGUGAUCCAUUUGCAGAGGCUGGUCUCUGAUGCAGUGGCCUGGGUUCGAUUCCUGCCUGCAGCCCUUUUAUGCAUGUCUUCUCCCCAUUUCCAGUCACUCUUCACUGCAACUAUCACAGUAAAAAGGCAAAAAAAAAGUAAAUAAUUUUGUUUAUUUAUCCAUAUGCAGCAGAAUGGGAUGAGCGUCCAACCAUUAAUCAGCCCUGUACAGGCACUCAGGCAUGCAGGCCCACAUGCGUCACACCACAACGCAAUAAUGCCAGCUGUUUUGGAUGACAUUAUAAACAUGACCAGCCAGUACAUCAGGCUUCCUUACACUGUGGGUGAACAGGCCAACAUUAAACGGCAAUUUGCAGUGAUGUCCGGUUUCCCAAAUGUAAUCGGCGCAACUGACUGCUGUAAGGGAUCCGAGUGAAGAUGAAUUUGUCUAUGUGAACUGAAAAAAAUGUACAUUCAAUCAGUGUACAAAUUAUUUGUACAUCGGACAUGAUCAUAACAAAUUUAGUGGCAGGGUGGCCUGGGUCAACACAUGAUUCAUUCAUCCUGACACACAGCAGUGAAAAGACUGCAGGCCGGCGCUGCGUAAAAUGCCGUGGAUCAGCAGCUUAUUUAUAUACAGAUACAUUCAUGAGUUACUUUGCAUUUCCCAUUCAUGGUAAAAUGUGGGUGUGUUGUGGGCGGGAUGUGAGGUGGAUCUACUUGCACAAUCUUCCAGCUGGUGUGUGAUUUAUAAAAGGGAAAUUGCGUGCAGCUGUGCUUACGCACAGUUUUAUAAAUCGGGGGCGAAGGGCAUAGCCCAUUUCAGAUUUUCGGCGUACGCAAACUUUUAGUAUGGAUCCUAUGCAAUGUUUUAUAAAUGAGGCCCCUGAUCUGCACAAAGUAGCCUGGACCUCAACUUUAUGCAAACAAGGAGUGACCAAAACACCCCAUCUCUUAAAACACCAUUCAAAACAUCACUACCAGAAUGCACUUCACAGCUGCUUGAAUGGCAAUGACUGGGGGCACCGAAAAGUUGUAAGAAAAAAAUGAAAGCUGCUACUGACCUCUCGCUUUUACAAAAUAUUUUUCAUUGUUUUCGUUUUGGCUCUUUAAUCCAAUAGGGAAGCUGUAUAUGACCUUUUCAUUUUGGACUGUUAACAUUCAAAUUAUGAUGGACUGGUUUCCUUGUUUAUGUGAAUUACAGCAUCAUCAGCUGCAGCCUCUGCCUGUAUGUAAAACUGGUAAGCUCAAUGACAGUAUCCUGAGGGCAAUUAAGUGGCAAAUGUUGUGCAAGAACAGCACUUUAUACAACCCUUUCAAUUUCCACUUCUUAGAAUGUUUACUGUCAAUUAUCACACCUAAAAUAAGAAAUAAUAUUCUGUACUUUUAGCAACUAGUUUUCAGCUGUAAACCAGAAACAUCAUAGGGUUCUGUAUGCUAAUCAGUCAAUCAAAAUGAGUACUACCCAAUACACAGUGAACAACAACAAUCUGUACCCUUGAUCUGUGGUAAAAUAAUCUGAAACGUUCUGUGCAGUAAUGUAAAUUUUAAAAUACAGUAAGUAGCACUCUAUACAUUUAAUAGUAAACAUGAUAACAAUACUAAACAGUAACAAUAUUCCACAUUCUUAAGUAAUUCAAUAGUGCACAGCUCAGCAAACAUCAUAGUGUUCUGCAUAGAAAUCACAAAAAGCUGCUCUCAAUAAUCUUUCACAGUGAGUAGAUGUUCUUGUGUUGCAGGUCCAUGGUUCAGACGUGACCAUCGAACAGGCCGGGGGGGUUUGGCACCGUGGACUUCCUAGAGGACCUCCUCUUUUAGCAUUCUUCAUAUGGGAUGGAAAUAAAGUAACGGUUUAGCACGUCCGUCAAAGGUCUGUAGGUGUAAAAGCAGGAAGCCCUCCACAAUGAGGAUGUGAGUCUCCUCCUCCUCCUUGUAGUUGGACUUCGGGACAAUUUCUGUGCCCAGGGUGUUAUUAAUACCAGGAGACGUCUUAAACUUCACUGGGUUCUCCAGCCACAUGUAGAUCCUGCUCAUCAUGGCAUCCAUGUCCAGAGCAGUGAUGAUAUCAUACUGCUUAAAGCCAUCUUCACCAACUUAAGUCUGAUCUUGGACUUGACGAAGUCAUCCUGGUGGACCACGCAGCAGUUGGGCAGGUUCUUGAUCAUGCGGUUGGUGAGGGUGGUUUUCCCUCCAUUGGUUAAGCUGCCGAUGCCGAUGAUGUACUUCAUGUUCUUGGAUUGGUCAAAGCUCGGAAAAAGGGUCAGAAAUGUCAAGAUAAACCAGGUUGGCAGCAAUCAGACGUGGAAGGAAGCUGAAAAAGAGAAGGUUGCAGCAGGAAACGUCAACUACUUGAGUCUUCCAUGGCACUUGAGUUUAGUGAGUAAAAAAGAGCAGAAAGGGAGCUGCCACUCAGACGCUGUUCUUCCACCCAGAGAGGACGUCUUUCUGCUGUCACUGCUACACAUACUCCCCUAUGUUGAGGUUUUAGGUGGAAUAUUUCUUUUAAGCAGCCCCUCAGGUCUCUUUGAGGAUUUUGGAUGGAAUACUCAGUUAAACCAACAUUUUAGGUGCAUGUCCAGGGAUUUUUGGUGGAAUGUUCCUUUAAGGUGGAUGUGUGAGGGCCUUGUAGGUGGAAUACUUCCUGAAACCAACCUUUUAGGUCAACAUUCAAAGAUUUAAGGUGGAAUAUUCCUUUAAACCAACCUAAAUUUCAUGUUUUUAUCAUUAUCAAGUGAGAAACUUCAAUCCAGACUCCUCAUAAUGACGUUUGAGAUUUCUGCUGCUGUUAUUUGUUUAGUCCAGACUAAAUGACAGAAAUCCACAACUGUAAUUUUAUUUCAGGACUUGGUUAUUAAAUGUCAAACAAUCCAUGUGACUGUAAAAACUCAACAGCUUUACAAACUCUAAGACUAAACUCUCCUCAAGGAUCCAAAAGAAGUUGGAGUUCUACAUGAGAGCUUUAAUUAUUCUUCAUCUACUUCCUGAAAAGUUUGAUCAAUAAAAAAGACAAAAACUAAUAUUUUCAGCUGAACUAAAGACAGACUUUGUGAUUUUUCUGCUCACAUGUUGUGUUGUUGUAAACUCACUCUUUCAAAUAAAUACCCUCCUAAUCCCCUGGAAA